AUUUUCCUUUAAAGAUUCAGGGGUAUAAAAGAUUAUCCUUUUCCGGGAACAAUCCCGUCCAUUUUCCCCUUGUCUUCUUCUCUCCCCAGAUCUCUCCGCGGCGCAAACCCUUCAAUCUGCGUUUUUCUUAGCCCUUUCUUGUUAGAUAUGGCUAAAGGGCAUGCGGCAUUUCAUCAUGGAAGUUGUUUUUGCUGUAGUUGGGACUUGAAUGUGCUCGAAAUGGAGGGUUGAGAUUGGUUUUUUGGUUUCUGGAUAGAGAGAGAUGGGGAGUCCAAGUGACUCCAACACCAAAGGUAUUGACGCCACAGUUGGCGGGUUGGUUUGGGUCCGGCGCCGAAAUGGGUCGUGGUGGCCGGGUCGGAUUCUGGGCAUGGAUGAAUUAUCUGAGGGCUGUUUGGUGUCACCCAGAUCAGGCACUCCUGUGAAGCUUCUGGGAAGAGAGGAUGCAAGCGUGGACUGGUAUAAUCUUGAAAAAUCUAGAAGGGUGAAGGCAUUUCGCUGUGGGGAAUAUGAUGAAUGCAUUGAGAAGGCCAAGGCUUCUGCAGCUAAUUCCUCCAAGAAAGCAGUGAAGUAUGCUCGGAGGGAAGAUGCUAUUCUUCAAGCUCUUGAGAUUGAAAGUGCUCGUGAAUCCAAAGAUAAUGCAGACCUCUGCUCAGAAAUGGAUAAAUCAGGUGAGGAAUGUUGUAUUGUCAAGGAGUCGACAAAAUUAUCCCAUUCUAGCAAAGAAACUGACCACACUGAUGAGGAAUCAAGCAGUUUUAAAGGCGCUUCCAGUUCAGCACAGGAAUUGACUCAGUCUGGAGUAUCAUUUGAAGAGCCAAACCAGAUAGGUGCAUUCAGAGAGCAACUUGUGCAGGGGAGGCGACGACGAACCCCUAAUGAUUCAGAGGAUGAUGGAACUGAGGGAGUUAAGCGAAUGAGAGGACUUGACGAUUUGGGAAUGAGUGUUGUGUCACCACUAAAGAGAAAGAGAUCACAAGUGGCCCAUGUUCAUGAGUUCUUGAAACGAAAAAGUCGCCGCCGUCCCCUGACAAAGGUUUUAGAAAGUACAGCUAUGGUGUCUGUUCCAGUUAUGUGCGAAGAACUUCCCAGUCCAAUUGGGUCACCUCUCCCAGGAGUGUCUGACAGCAAGGUUUCUGGACUAGAAUCCAAUGAAUCAAAGAAGAGCUUCUCUGUGGUACUUAAUAACUCAGAUAGUACAGGAGUUUCAUGUGAAAAUGGAAUCUCACUGAAUGCAUCUGGACAGGCUGCUGAUGCAUCUCUCAUUAACUAUAAACAAAAGGACAAUGAAAUUUGCAGCAUAUCAGGACCUGGCAAUGAUUCUUCUGACAAAUUGUUUGAUGUGCCAUUUGUAAAGGAGGAAAGGAAUGCUCCAGGCUAUGCACCAUUGUUUGCACCGUGUCCACCUCAAAAGCUCCAGGUUGGUGCUGGGGGGCAAUCUAGUCAAAGCAGUCAAGUGGAAACUAUCUCCGUGGGAAAUGAAGAACUUAAUGAGUCUGGUUCUACAAGUUCAGGUGCCCUUGAUAUUGAUAGUAUCAGCCAGAGUAUAGAAAAAGGUUCAAAGUGGCAGUUGAAAGGAAAGAGGAAUUCAAGGUGUGCAAGUAAAAUGAAAAGAAUGGACUCAAGAAAGCCUGUCGAUGUUGAUGAUGAAUACGAUGUUUCUUUGGGAGGCUUAGAGGCUGGGGAUGAAUUUUCUAUAGGCUCUGAUCUGAAAGUUGACUCUGAACCCCAAGCAGUUACAGAAUUCCAUCCAGAGUACCGGGGAUGGAGUGGGCAUAUGGCUUUCAAGCGACCACAAACAAGGAAGCCAACUGCUGAUAUGAAACACCUGUCUGGUUACUCAUUAACUGCGCAAAGGUUGCUACCGUAUCGCCAGUCCCGUUUUACAAUGAACCCGAAGUACCAGUCGUCAGAUUUUCCCGUCAGAUUUUAUGAUACUUAUCCUUCUUUAUUUGAGGUUAAUCUGGAGGUGAAAGCCAGUUAUCGUCCUCAGCAUGUACCAUAUAUUUCUCUCAUGAGCAAAUUGAACGGGAAACCUAUCACAGGUCACCCUAUCACUGUCGAGGCGUUGGAUGAUGGUUCCUGUGACCACAUGUUGUAUGGCCCUGAUUGCUAUGCGACUAGUAGCAGCUGUGAGUUGGAUGACAAUCUGGAGGAUAAUAAAUCUGUUCUUGAAGGCGUGGAUAUGGAUUAUGAAGAAAAGCCAAGCCUGGGUGCUGGAAGAAUUCCCGUCAAGCAUCUGAAGUUACACCGUGUUUCGCCAAAUAAAUCACCCAAGUCCAGGAAAACCGGGCUCCUGUCUAAAAAGAUGCGUAAACUGUCUUCGCUAACGGGGUCUCACAGACGAACUGAGGAUGAGAAGCUGGUGGUAGAGAAGAUCAAGGGCCCUUCCAUAGCCUGUGUCCCCUUGAAAGUAGUGUUCAGUAGGAUAAACGCGUCGCUGAAAGGGUAGAAGAAGAAUGGGGCGAGCAGCAAAGCAAAGCAAAACAAAGGCAUCUCAUCUCAUCUUGCUCGACCAAUCCAUGACCAUGAAACCUGUUUAUUUGAGAAAAUUGCAGUAGCUGGAACAUGCAUGUAUGUUUCUGUUUUGAGGUACUCUUUUAACUCAGUUAGGCAGCCUUAUUUUCAACAAUUUUAAACUGUUAAUGGUGCUUCCCCGGUUUCCAGCUCUGUACAUACUGCCCUCCACCCCCCAGAGGUAGGCUUCCCCCCCACCCCCAGUUUCCUUCUUUGUAUCAUAUCGCCAAUGCCCUUUUUCAUUGCUAGGAAGAAGAUGAUGAAGAAGAAGGAAUUAUAUAUUAAUUAUUCUAGAAUCUUAGACCAAAAAUUAUAAGCAGUCUGCUUUGGUUGUGCAUGUAACAUUGGCCAAGGUGUAAAAAUAUUGGUGAUAUCAUCAUAUUUUGGGUUUUGGUGUUGUAUUUCAGGGAAUGAGUCUUCGAUUCAGAAUAGAAUCCAUUUUAUUCGUUUCGAUAACAUAAUCAUGCAUGCCAAAAGACUCUGGUUGGCUCGAUUUGAUUCGAUUCGAUUCAAUUCUAUUCUUGAUUCUUGGUUCCCGUUCGAUGCAUUAUUGAUUGGUUCGCAGGAAAAUUUGGCCAUUUUAUCUGUAGGUGUGCAUUCAGGGCUCAAAGGUUGCACACUCACUGCCAAUGCUUUGGAUUUUGUCUUUGGAUCACUUUGGUGGAAAGUUGUGACUACUUCUCUACUACUCUCGCAUUCCUCUUUAUCUGUCAGAUGAUCCAAAAAAAUUUUGGUCCAUCAAACGCUUUGAUCGUGG
This is a messenger RNA of Diospyros lotus (date-plum), 3274 nucleotides long. RefSeq lists its product as uncharacterized. Bases 263 to 2452 code for a protein of 729 amino acids. The transcript is spliced from 4 exons. Lineage: Eukaryota; Viridiplantae; Streptophyta; Magnoliopsida; Ericales; Ebenaceae. The record is from RefSeq and is a predicted model, not a curated record.